AUGUCAGACACUCGAGAAUCCAAGCCCUUGACAUUGACCGUCCUCGGUUCAGGAACAAUGGGCAUAGCAAUAAUGGGCGGCGUAAUGUCCUCGCUCGCCUCCGCCAAAACUGCCGCCGCACUCUCUUCCUCGUCAACACCCAAAAACACACCCAACCUCUCCAACUUCAUCGCCUGCGACCAAUGGGCCCCCGCCGAAGAAAACGUUCGAAAAGCCCUCUCGCAUUACAACUUCCCGCUUCAAACCCUCACCAACCAGAACCUCAAGGGCGUUCAGCAAGCAGACAUUAUUCUUCUAAGCUGCAAACCCCAUGGCUUCAAGACCAUCCUGGGCGAGGACGGCAUGAAAGAGGCGCUUAAGGGGAAAGUGCUGGUGAGCAUCUUGGCGGGUGUGACAAGGGAGCAGAUUGAAGCGUUCUUGUACCCCGAGGGAGCGGAUAAGGUGGAGGGUGCAUGCAGGGUUGUUAGGGUGAUGCCAAACACGGCGAGUUUUGUGGGCGAGUCCAUGUCUGUGAUUCAGACUUCGGAUCCGCCGUUGAGCGAGGAGCAGUACAAGCUGGUGGAGUUUGUAUUUAGCUCUAUUGGCCGCGUUACUACGCUGCCGCCGGCCAACAUGGAUGUGGCGACUGCUCUGUGUGGCUCUGGUCCGGCGUUCUUUGCGCUGAUCUUGGAGGCCGCGGCGGAUGGUGCUGUGGCUAUGGGACUGCCGAGGGCGGAGGCGCAGAUGAUGGCGGCGCAGACGAUGAGGGGCACAACGGGCUUGGUGCUGAAUGGUGAGCAUCCGGCUGUGUUGAAAGACAAGGUGUCGACGCCCGGUGGUUGCACCAUUGGUGGUCUCAUGUCGUUGGAAGAGGAUGGUGUCAGGGGAGCUGUCGCAAAGGCGAUUAGGGAAGCUACUGUCGUUGCAUCAAGACUGGGUGGUGAGAAGAAGGAAUUUGUGAACCACAGGCGGUAGAUGCCGCUGGCAUGAUUGCCCAGGCGUUCUGAGAUGCAGUAUAGAGUAAAGAAAUGAUACCAUGAUUAACCGUGCCAA
Messenger RNA from Pyrenophora tritici-repentis Pt-1C-BFP, 1032 nucleotides. Its product is annotated as ProC, Pyrroline-5-carboxylate reductase. The record is from RefSeq and is a predicted model, not a curated record. Gene Ontology annotation, biological process: L-proline biosynthetic process. Gene Ontology annotation, molecular function: pyrroline-5-carboxylate reductase activity. Lineage: Eukaryota; Fungi; Ascomycota; Dothideomycetes; Pleosporales; Pleosporaceae.